Molecule: messenger RNA, 678 nt
Organism: Gamsiella multidivaricata
Lineage: Eukaryota; Fungi; Mortierellomycota; Mortierellomycetes; Mortierellales; Mortierellaceae
Exons: 3
Coding region: 1-678 (225 amino acids)
Molecular function (GO): RNA binding
Source: RefSeq, a predicted model, not a curated record
AUGUCCUUCGCCUCCUUCAAUCCACUGAGUAUCCGUAAACCUCAGCAUGAAAGCCCUGCCGGUAGCACUGACAAGGAUACUACUACCAGCAAUAACAACAACAACAACAAACAGCCUCUGGACGACAAGCGGAUAUAUGUUGGCAACCUAGACCCAGCCAUUGACGAGUACAUCGUCCUCAAGCUGUUCUCGCCAUUCGGCAAGAUCACCAAGCUCGACUUUAUGUUCCACUGGCACGGACCCAAGAAAGGCACCCCGCGCGGAUACUGCUUCCUCGAGUUCGAAUCCGCAGCCCAAGCAGCCGCCGCCAUCAAGGAGAUGAACCGCAAGGCUAUCAAAUUGCGUCCUCUAAGCGUCUCCCUUGCGAACAUGGCGCCUCCAAGCGCCGAUAGCGAAAAAGGCCGCAAGCGUAUGCUUGAUCCCAAUCGUCCUACAGCCUUCUCGCUUCUGAAAGCAGGCGGAGCCCUGAAGAAUGCGUCCACGAACGAAAAGAUCAAGGCCAUGGAACGGAAACUCGCCCAGAUGGCUGAACCUCCCAAAGCGUCGGCUCCACCGGCACAUUCGUCCUUGCCUCCCAAACCGGCCGUUACCAUGUCGACCUCUAGUCGACCACAUCGGGACGCAGGAGUAGGGACGACAUCAGCGUCUUUGACCAAUAAGAGACAUAGACCGUAUUAA